Molecule: messenger RNA, 1251 nt
Organism: Coccomyxa subellipsoidea C-169
Lineage: Eukaryota; Viridiplantae; Chlorophyta; Trebouxiophyceae; Coccomyxaceae
Product: RmlC-like cupin
Exons: 6
Coding region: 85-771 (228 amino acids)
Cellular component (GO): cell wall
Molecular function (GO): manganese ion binding
Source: RefSeq, a predicted model, not a curated record
CAUCUGCCGCUUGUUUCCCCCAUAACAAUCAAAGAAGCCACUCUUGCUGUUCAGAACAAAGGAUCUCGGAGGCUCACGGAUAUAAUGAUGAAGUUUGCGCUCCUCAUCCUUAUUGCUUUGUUUGGAGUAUCGUUUGCAUCCAACGACGAAGGCCCGAUCACGGCCCAGACCGUUCAGAAGGUUGGAGCCAAGGCUUACGUAUACAACCCACUUCUCCUGGGGACCAACGGCACACAGAAAACGGAUGGUGGCUCGAGACAGCAGCGAAUGGUGGGCCAAUGGCCGGCAUUGGCAGGACAGGGCAUCUCUCAGACGGUCUUCACACUGGAGCCGUGUGCCAUGAGGCCUGCACAUGUCCACCCAAGAGCAACUGGCCUCUUGUACAUGAUCUCAGGUGCCAAGUUCAUGGUUGGAUAUGUAACUGAGGAUGGCACCCCGGUCAACAACGAGAUCAGCACCGGGGCAUCUGCUCUCUUUCCUAUCGGCUUGGUUCACUACCAGCAAAACCUGGACUGCUUCGAUGCCACUUACGUCAUCAGCUACAACCAUGAAGACCCUGGCACCCAGAUGACAUACGCGAGCCUGCAGCAGCUGCCGGCAGCUGCAGUGGCGGCGACUUUGGGAGUGAACACCACCGGCUACUCAAACCUGCUCUCGGCUUCCCCCAAGGGAAUCUUCAUCAAGAGCAGCGACCCUGAGUGUGUCGCCCGCUGCCAGCUGGCACCUGCCAAAUCAGGCGCCACAGUCAGCGCUGCCAGCGUCAGCGGAUGAGUCACCCCUCCAUGUCAGCCCUGUGUCUGUGGAGCUGACGAAUGCGUUCAAGACUUGAAUUUCAAGAUCUCUUGAAGAUAUACUUCAUGCAAGGAGUGACGCAGCCAAGUUCAGAACACACAAUGCACGGUAACACUUGAAAUUGUUGGGAGUCGGCAUUUGUUGGAGUUGAUAUGGCUAUCUUGCGGCUGCCAUCACACCUGGAAGGGAUUGAAGGAUGAAGCGCUGUUGAAGAGAUCUUUAGAGGAAGAGCAAGGGGAGGUACAUGUUGGAUUUUAGGUCAAAUUGCUCUGACACCGCACAAUGAUGGUUCAGAGUGUCACAGCCUGUGAGGCUCGAGCUCAGGCUGAUGAGGCCCUGACCCUAUAGCUAUGUGCUGACCAGUUUGGGUCGAUAUUUGAAGCUGCAUGCUGAGGCAGCUGCUGGCAUACUCAGCGGUCCAUUAAUCGUAUGAUUUCCGGAGGCCUCUUUGGCCUGAAU